This is a messenger RNA of Rubroshorea leprosula, 2975 nucleotides long. Lineage: Eukaryota; Viridiplantae; Streptophyta; Magnoliopsida; Malvales; Dipterocarpaceae. The record is from the annotation of a GenBank genome assembly.
GUAAGAGAACAAACCAAUACUGCAACAGCAAGCUUAAGCCGAACAGUGCAAGCUUAAGCCGAACAGUGCAAGAGGCAGAACUUAGUGGUGAUGAGUUCAUAGAUGUUCCUUGGCUAACUGAUAACGAGGAUGAAGAAUGGCAAAGGCAAGGAAACAAAAUAGGCUGUUAAGGUCUCAAUUUGGUGGUAGGUUUGAAGGGGAAGAAGAAACAGCAUUGUUGUUAUUUGACCCAACACAAGAUGUUGUUGAAGGACAUAGUGAUUCCAUUGAUUUAGAUGACAAUGUUAGCUUUGUCACUACCAGCAAUGAUAGUGAGGCUGCUGAAGCUAGAAGGAGGAGGUCACAACACAAGAUCUUUGAUGACAGUUUCCUCAUUCUAGAAUUUGAAAUUGAAUUCAGGAGAAAUAUGGAAGAUAUUAAUAAGUUGAACCCUGCAACAAAAGAGUACCUCAUGCAAUAUGAUCCAAAGUACUGGUGCAAGGCAUUCCUUGAUACUCAUUGCAAAUGUGAUGCUGUUGAUAAUAAUAUGAGUGAGACCUUCAAUGGAUUUAUUCUUGAGGCAAGGCAAAAGGCUGCUAUGUCUUUGCUAGAGGACUUAAGGUGGAAGUGCUCAAAAAGAAUCAUAGCAAAACAGGCCUAUGUAGACAAAAGUUUUGUUGGAGAAGUUGGUCCAAAAAUUUGGGAGAAGAUUGAGGAGCAUAGGGCUACAAUGUCUAGGUGCUAUAUGUUAUCUAGAGCCCUUGUGGAAUAUGAGAUGAAAGAAAGAAAUGACUCGUUUGUGGUUAAUGUUCGUGACCAUACAUGCACUUGUAGGGUAUGGCAACUCAAUGGCAUUCCUUGUAGACAUGCCAUGCUUGCCAUCCAACAUAGAGAGGAAAACUUUGAAGACUAUGUGCACCCUUGCUACAGAAGACAAGCAUACAUUAACACAUACAAGCAUUGCAUAAUUCCUCUAGAUGGCAUGGAAAGAUGGGAAGAAACCGGCAUGCCUCCACUUGAUCCACCAGUGGAAAGGAAGACGACGGGCAGACCUAAAAAGAAAAGGCAUUUAGAAGAUUGGGAAAUUUCUAAUGGAUCUAACAUUAGUAGAAAGGGUAGGAUCAUGACCUGUCGAGUAUGCUUCAAACAAGGCCACAAUUCCAUAACUUGUCCAUCCAAAAAGCCAAAAAAUGCUGAAGAGUCAUCCUCCACUCAAGCAAAUGUUGUGAAUAACAAUUCCAUAAAAAUUGAGAUGCCUAUUGGAGAUGCAAGAGUUGCUGGAGUUGUAGAAAUGCAACUUCAACCGAAAAAUCAACAAGUUGCUGGAGAAAAUCAACUACUUGUUGUUGAUGAUCAACCAGAAAAUCAGCUACUUGCUACUGAUGUGCAAGAUCAAACUGGUAAUCUCAGUUCAAAUUUAAUGGGAAUUCAACAAGCCAAAAAAGGAAGGAAAAAUGAUGCCAACAAUUCUGUCCAGUGUCCACCUGAGCUACCACAAGAGUUCAGACGAAAAUGUCAACACAAAAGAAAGGCAAAACCCAUCAUUAAAGAACUAGUUGUUGAAUUUGUGAGUGGCACAAUUAAUAUUGAAGUCAAUGAAGGUACAAGUCAUGGUCAUCAAGUGCAUGUGCAUGGUAAGGGGAAAGCUGUUCAUGGCAACAAGGGGAAAGUCAUCCAAACCACCAAAAAGGUGAAUGAAAGUCGUAAGAAAAUGACCACAUUUGAAGGAUAUGGAGCCUAUUUCAACAUAGAGACUGGAUUGUGUAUUUUAGAUCUUGGACAGAAAAGUAGAAGAAUCCUCUCAAUCCCAAGGAAAAAACCAAAAGUUUCUGCAAAGGCUCCUGUAGAAUCUACUGUUUACACAACUGUUCAUGCCCCUAUUCACGCCACUGUUCAUACCCCUGGGAGUUGGGUUUUUGAUGAAACCUAUCCUCUCUAUGAUACCUCUUCUUGCCCGUUUGUGGAGAAAGAGUUCAACUGCCAGGGAAAUGGUCGCCCAGACAAUCAGUAUCUCAAAUAUAAAUGGCAGCCUGCUACUUGCACACUCCCCAGAUUUAACGGUGAGAGUUUCUUGAGGAGGAUGAAGGGGAAGAAAAUCCUGCUUGUAGGGGAUUCUCUAAGCCAUAACCACUGGGAGUCUCUGACCUGCAUGUUGCACGCUGCUCUGCCUCAAUCCAAUUACACUUUAGAGCAAAAAGGAGGCGUCACUACUUUUUUUAUGAUGGAUUACGGAGUUUCAUUGAGCCUGUCGCACAAUGUAUAUCUGGUAGAUAUAGUGAAAGAACAGAUAGGAUGGGUCUUAAAACUCGACUCCAUUGAAAAUGGCAAUUCAUGGAAGGGGUAUGAUGUGCUCAUCUUCAACACUUGGCACUGGUGGCUCCACAAUGAUACCAAUAAACCAUGGGACUACAUGGAAAUAGGAGGGAAAUUAGUGAAAGACAUGGAUCGUCUGGCUGCCUUUAAGGAAGGAUUAACCACUUGGUCAAAGUGGGUUGACUCAAAUAUUGACCCUACAAUUACCCAAGUAUUCUUUCAAGGCAUCUCUCCAACCCAUUACAGGGGGCAGGAGUGGAACGGGCUAGGAACAGCAACCUGUAAGGGAGAAACCACACCGGUGAAGGGUUCAAUAUAUCCCGGCGGCUCACCACCGGCGGUAGAUGUUGUAAAGGAGGUGUUGAGUAAAAUGUCGAAGGAGGUAACUUUGCUGGAUAUAACUACGUUGUCCCAGCUGAGGAAAGAUGGUCACCCGUCCAUUUAUGGCAUCGACGGCCAGAAUGGAAACGACUGUAGUCAUUGGUGUCUCGCAGGUGUUCCUGAUACUUGGAAUGAACUUCUCUUUGCAAUUCUUACUAAUCAGCAGAUCAGGAAACAUGUAAAACACUAAAAUUUUAGUCUGAUUCUAGAGCAGAUUAAGUUAUCAAUUACUUCAUUUCGGCUUUAUUUUUUUUUUUUCAAAACAAUUUUCAUGUGUUUUAAAAUUAAUUCCUUCUACUUUC